Molecule: messenger RNA, 10756 nt
Organism: Amphiprion ocellaris (clown anemonefish)
Lineage: Eukaryota; Metazoa; Chordata; Actinopteri; Pomacentridae
Gene: myo1ha
Product: myosin IHa
Exons: 33
Coding region: 7448-10537 (1029 amino acids)
Biological process (GO): actin filament organization; vesicle transport along actin filament
Cellular component (GO): actin cytoskeleton; plasma membrane; vesicle
Molecular function (GO): ATP binding; microfilament motor activity; actin filament binding
Source: RefSeq, a predicted model, not a curated record
AGGGAAGUGCUUGUAGAUAAUUUGUUUGCCGCCGCUGUGGCCGCGUCCUGCUCCUCUCAGCAGUGGGAAAAAGAGCCGGGGAGGCGGGCAGGGGGCCGGGUUGGCAGCAGCAGGAGGCGGCAAAAACCCACGCUCGUCUGGAGAGCAGGUCCACUUUAGAAAAAAGAAAAAAACUGGCGUGGAGAGAGCUCUGUCUUGGGCUGAUAACGCGUUACAGCACACCUUCUCACUGAAGAGGAAUUGCAUGUUUCAAAUAUACCGCAGAUUUGCCUUUUUAUUGAGUUCUGUGCACAAUGGAGGAAAAAAAAAACGUAUGUUAAACAAGAGGAAAAAUAUCUACGCUUUUGUUUAAAUAGCCCGUGAGACCGUUUUAAAGGCAAUAUAGGGAUGUCUAGGCUUUUCUCAUGCGGAUCAGAAUUUGUAAGUAGUGAGAAAAAGCAGCUCUCAUUCUUAUUUUUCUAAAGUUAACUUACAUCUCCCAGAAUUUCUUAGAAAAAAUAAUGAGUUCUAUCAAAUUCUCAUAUUCGGGGACUCUCAGAGGUUCUAUAUGACCUUAAAGAAGUUACACAGUUCCAACUUAAAUGUCUCACUUUAAAUUAUUUUACAACUUAACAAAACAUCAUAAACAAACCAGCAAACAAAAAAACCCCUCCUGAGUGGAUAUUAGUGCGCCACUAAUGGAGUGAAGCAUGAACAAGCAGGUGUGGUCUUUUAAUACCAGGCUUAAGUGUGAAACCAGUCUGAGAUUAAAUUGCGGCCGGAAAUUAAAGGGAAAUUCCUUAAAGUCUGCAGGGAGACUGCAGUGACAGCAGUAUCAGCCCCAUGGGAGCCUACAGAUGGUAAAUCGGCCUGUCACAAUAGGCACAAUCAAUGAUUACAUGCAUGAACGUAACGGACAAAAACAAGUGCAUCCUCAGAAAGCAGAUCCUUUAGGUCCUAAAGCCCGCGGGGUUAUGAUCUGGAAACGGUGAUGUGGAAGUCUGUGGGGGAGGGUGGGCUCGAACUUUUGUCAAAUUUUGGAGUUGAUGAUGAUGAUGAUGAUGAUGAUGAUGAUGAUGAUGAUGAUGAUGAUGAUGAUGAUGAUGAUGAUGAUGAUGAUGAUGGUAUAACUGAGGUGCCUGUCACCUGUGCUCAGUGUGCAUGAGCAGGACUGUGACCAGCAGCCAAAUACUGAGUAAAAUCGCAGUAACACCUUGCAGCUGGAAUAAUUUGCUAAUUACAGAUUGAUGAGCAACACAACAAGCUUUUCUGAUAAUCAAUUAAUAACCUCUCUAACGUUUUACACUCCAAAUGCCAGACGUCGCAUUUAUUCCCAUCAAAUGCGAGGAUUUGCUGUUUUUAUUUUACUUUUUAGGUUUGUGACAAAGCUAGCAACGUGACAACUUCACUGUUGAUCUAUUUGACUAUUUUCUGUUAUUUAAUAAAAAUUUGCAAAUUGAUCCUUAAAGAAAACACCUGUGCAGCCCCUAAUCCUAUAAUACAAUUUAUUGGCAAUGCAUUAAAUUCAUCUCUGUUGAGUGAGUGUAGUUCUGUUAGAUUACUCCAUUUUGCAGUUCCGAUGCAGCAGCUGUGCAGGAUGUAAAUCUCUGACCUCUGUAUAACACCUUAUGAUAUUGGCUGGUAGAGUUAAUGCUUGUUUGUUUUUUUUAAUUGUCACACAGUAUUAAUGUUUGAUUUAAUAUAGUGACAAAUAUGCUGUCAGCACAGUGGUCAAGUUCUUAGCGCUGUCACCUCAUAGCUAGAAGGUCCUGAUUCAAAUCAGGGCCUGGGAUCUUUCUGUGUGGAGUUUGUAUGUUCUCCUUGUUCCUGCAUGGGUUCUCUCCGAAUUCUCUGGCUUCCUCCCACAGUCCAAAGACAUGUUGGGGUUAAGUGGAGAUUCUAAAUUCAGUCUAAGUGGGCUUUGCUCACUGCAAGUCCAAUAUUUCUACUGAUCAGGAUUAUAAACUGCAUCUUCAGUGAGGACCACUGACAGGACCAUGUAACGGUCCCAAAAUAUCAUGAUCUGGCCACAAGUUACUAUCCUGAUAAUAUCAAUAUCACCUUAUAUUACAGCAGUAUGUAGUUCAGAAGAUUUGAGAUUUUGAAAUGAGAGAUUGGAAGUGUCUCCAUCAUUUCAGGUGCAGUUUCAGACUACGGAAGGAAAUUCUAGUUAGGUUUCAUGAAGCUAUUCUUGAUGAAGAUCUGCUCUAGCUUUCCUGUGUUUCCCAGCUCCUGUCUUUCCCCGUGCUCCUGUGCAGGCCUAAUAAUGGCAAUAUUAGUGAUGCCCAGGUAGCGACAUGUUUAGCACUGUUAAGGUAAUGGCAGUGACCUCUGAGGGCAGGACCUGGCUGUGUGUGAUGCAUUCAGGGGAGAUUCGGUGCCACGAAGAGCUCGAGGACUCCCUGCAGCUCAGAAACACAGAGUGACUGCUCUCCUCUCUCAUGCCUGUUCAGGAGUAAUGGGGAAACAAUGGGAUCACCGCCUGAGGGUUGGCCUGUGUUUGUAGCCUGUGUUUUUGUCUUGCACCAAGUGUUUACAUAAAACACAUCAGCCCCUCUGAGAACGAGGUCAGCUCACCCCUCUAAUCGCCUCUGCAGGCAGAGACACAGUGUCCCCCAGAACAGCAUGUCACCCAGAGUGACCCUCUGGCCACACAGAGGAAGCGGCUGUCAGCCAUACUUAGCCAAGAAGUAGUGUCCUGCCAAUGAUUUCCCACUAAAGUUUCAACCUGGAUAGAGCAGAGUGUUCAGACUGACAGUCAGCUGGAGAAGACUCACAUCAGGUUCCGAUGUAGCUGCACCUUCACCUGGUGAAGAUGAUGAUUAACUUGUAGUAUACUAGUAACUGGCUUGUAUAAGCUGUUCACAUGACUUCACAUCUUUACCAUAAAAGGGCAUUUACUAAGGAUACAGAGCUAUAAUAGUGUGGUAACAAUAAAGUGAGACUAAACCCAGAAACCCUAAAUGCAGCUCAACAUAGCUGCAGUUGUUUGCUGCAUAACUAGUUCCACACGUGAAUUAAAGGGUCACUACUUCAUCCAUAUGGUAUUUAGCACUGUAGAUAGUUUUAUCUUCAACUGGUAAGAUUGUCAAAGCUCCAUUGCUGAGAUUGUUGCCCCUAUAUCCAGAGAGAGUCCACUCCAUUUCAUCUCUACUCAGUGGAAAACUGCAUUUAACAGACUGAGCAGCCACGUCUGUUUUCAUGUUGCAAUAACGCCAGAUAAGAACACAUGUAUAGUUCUCACUGGGAUUUAUGAUGGUAGUGGUAAAAUUCUUGGUGGUAGUGAUUUUAUCAUCAAAAAUAACAAAUAAAAAACAGAAUAAUGUAGAGUAGAAUGUAACUAAGUACUGUAACUCAAAUACUGUACUUAAGGGCAGUUUUAAAGUUUUUGUAUUGAUUUGAGUACCUAGAUUUCAUGCUGCUUUUUGGUUUAAUAUUAUACCUAUAUUAAGUACUGAUUACUUUUCAGAUAAAGAUUUUUCCUAGAAGGCUUAUUAUCAGUUUGCAAAACAUGAUGCAUUGCUAUAAAUUAUACUACACAACACUAUAUAAAAUAGUAAAGCAUAUUUGUCUCAUGGCACUGGAGGUUAGAGAUGGGUACGUCUUGGACAAGUCACCAAUCCUUCUCAAAUGCAGACAAAAACCCAUGCACACUAACAACUUUAGAAGAACUAGAACCCAUGCAGGCCCAGGAAGAGCAUGCAAACUCUACACAGAAGGGCGCCAGCCAGCUAGUAGGUUUGAAAUCAGAACAUUCUUGCUGUGAGAAAACUCUGGUAACCAUUGCACCAUCAUUCUGGGGCAGUUUUCUACUUGGUGGAUACCUUUUCUUUUAACAGUUUAUGUUUGCGGAUGAAACUUAAUAAUUUUCCUUAAGUAGUAUUUUGAAUGCAAGAUAUUCACUUGGGAUGGAGCAUCUUCACUCUGUUGUAUUGGAGAGUCCCUGUAGUCCUCUAUAGGACAAAGCUGGCAUGGCUAAUGUCUGAUACAUGGAAAUGUUGUGAACACUUCUUCCACCACUGUCUGACUUCAGCAGCCACCAUCUGAUUGCGUCAAGCUGAACACUGGCUCGGAUGUUAUAUUUGCUGACAGAGUAUUCGUCGAUACUGGUCAGUCACAAAUGCCCCUACAGGUCCAAUCACAACGUCUUCUACUCUCCUCCACAGCCGUUGACUUCUCGGGACAGACUGGUGGACCUCCCAAUCCUAUUGUCCUCAAGGAUCAUAGAAAACCUGAUCCUAAAAUUUUAGAAAGGUCAGCGGUGUUGACCUUUGGGUGACCUGUGUCAACACCAAAGUCUCUGCUCUGUGGCAAGGUCAGGCCUUUUCAGUGUCCUUAUGGGUGAAGAUGGAGCAAAAGUCCUCUUCUUUUUCACAGCUGAUUGACUGUAAAAGACCCUCAUUUCCAAAAGAGCUUUCAUUUAAUUUUGACGUGGCACAGCCGGCACAUGAUGUGUCCCCAUGAGGAGGGAACUCAGACACCCUAAAGUCAAGUUGUCUGAAUUACUUUGCAUUUAGCUUUCCCAGUGACUUUUCAGAGGUUAUCCAGGCUGGAAGCUAUUUUUUGCCUGGUGUGUAGAUGUUGUAAUAAGAAAAUUAUCAAAUGAGGUGUAAUGCAAUUAGAUAUUUAAAGGUACAGUACACAAAAACAUCAAAAGUAAGUUAUCCCAAUUAGAAGAGAGAUGUAAUUAUGUCUUAAAAAAGACAAAUAAUUUUCAAGUAAAAAAUGUCCAGCUUGGGGUAUGAAGUAACCUCACUGACCCAGAACUUUGGAACUAAAGUGAUGACGGGGCCCAGCUUUCGUUACGCUGCUCUGAAAAAUUAGAAUAAUGGACUAUGAAAGAAGGAGAGAUCCAAAGAAAAGAACAGGGGGGAGAAAGAAAGUCUUUGGGAAAAGCGGAAUUAGAUAGGAAGAGAGAGAGAAAUAAAGGCAGGGGAAGAGUGAAAUGGACACAAAAUAAGGAGGAGAGAAGAGAGAAAGGGGGCAGUAGUGGUGUGAUGUGAGUGUUAUCAUCAGCUCUCAUUCCCAGCAUGGAAUCUAUAAUGGGAAAAUCAACCUCUCUGACUCCUGUGUAAUUGGAUUUGCCGGGUCUCGUGCUGAAUCAGAGCCCAGUGGGUAGCACAAAGCUUGUUAAGAUUGGACAAGCAUUGCUGGGCCGCUGGGCUGGGGGAGAGGUGGGGCGACGGCAGAGGUAACCUUGACAACUUUUCUGGAGUGGAGAGUGAAUAAUUCAAUAUGUUGAGCACUCAACUGGUCCCCCGUUACAACCAAUUGACUGGAAGCUGCCCAAACAUUAAUCAGUUCAUAAAUUGGGUCAAACCUGAGCUUUUCUCACAUUUCGGUCACCAGAGCUGAGAAAAAGGACACCUGUGUCACCUUGGAGGAAGUGUGUUUUCUAACAGUGGUUACCAGGUUACGGAGGUAAACACACCGUCACUCCCGCCUCACCUCACAACUUGCAGCUAGUUUAAAGUAUGACCAAAAAGAAAACACAAUGUUCACAUGAACAUUGGAAUUCCUAUAUGAAAUCCAAACUCCAGUUUAACAGUGGUAUGUCCAUCAAUGUCUUAUUGUUCGUAGAUAUAAAUAACCUUAAAGCCAAGUCCAGGUUCAACAAUUUUAGCACAUGAAUGAGGGAUUUAUCUAGUUGAAAGCAAGUUGAAGCAUAGCUAAUGUGUGUAAACUACAUGCUGCAUAAGAAGAACUUUACUGGUUCCUCUUUGUACAACUCUGCCAGCUGCAUUUUUGGCCAUACAAGCAGUGUGGCUCUUCUAUUUGAUAGUGAAAUUGGUUGGUUGACAUAUCUAUACGUCAAUAUAAUUCAAUCUGGACUGUAGUCCAGCUGUAGAUAUACAUGGUUCCCAGAUAAAUGAACCAAAUGAUUUAUGUCAUUGCUAUAGUGCCACCAACAAGUUUUUAUUGUGUUUUUAUAUAGUGAUCUCUCCAGCUACUGGAAACAUAACCAUUUAAACAGCUACCUGCAAAACUAAUUGUAUUUUAUAUCUGAUGGUAACAAGGGCAGCAUGAUGGUGCGAUGGUUAGCACUGUCACCUCACAGCUAGAAGGUCCUGGGUUCGAAUCUGGGCCUGAGGUCUUUCUGUGUGGAGUUUGCAUGUUCUCCCUGUGCCUGCAUGGGUUGCUUUCAGUGCAAAGACAGUCCAAAGACACGCCGAGGUUAACUGGUGAUUCUAAAUUGUCCGUAGUUGUGAAUGUGAGUGUCCUCUGCCUUUGCCCUGGGACAGCUGGGACAGUCUCCAGCUCCCAAGACCCUACCGAGGAUUAAGCGGUGCAUAGACAAUGAAUGGAUGAUGGCAACUAGAAAUGUCAACAUUAACAUUUAAAACAUCAUACCUGCUAAACAUCAACAUCAGUAUAGCACCUCAUCUCCAAUAACAACUGCACACUGGUACAAUGUAAAUAUGUAUGUGACAUAUACACUACUGUUCAAACGUUUGGGGUCACCCAGAUAAUUUCAUGUUUUCCAUGAAAACUCACACUUUUAUUCAUGUGCUAACAUAACUGCACAAGGGUUUUCUAAUCAUCAGUUAGCCUUUCAACACCAUUAGCUAACACAAUGUAGCAUUAGAACACAGGAGUGAUGGUUGCUGGAAAUGUUCCUCUGUAGCCCUAUGUAGAUAUUCCAUUAAAAAUCAGCCGUUUCCAGCUAGAAUAGUCAUUUACCACAUUAACAAUAUCUAGACUGUAUUUCUGAUUCAUUUGAUGAUGUCUUCAUUGAAAAAAAGAGUGUUUUCUUCAAAAAUGAGGACAUUUCUAAGUGACCCCAAACUUUUGAACGACAGUGUACCAUGUAUGCCCACAUACGCACACACACACACAUGCACUCUUACACAUAAACAUAACAGACACAGACACGACCGUAACUCUUGCACAAUGUAUCCUGCACUCUCUUUACAUCUCCUUAUUUAUGACAUUGUAUUUUUAUUUUUAAGGAAUAUUUUUAUCAUGUCUGUGCAAUUUACUGCCUAUGAUAUAUGAGCAUGUGACAAAUAAUAAAUAAAUGUUACAUCUCGUACUUGUAUUGUCACUGCGAGGAUAGUAAAUCAUUUUGUGGUACAUUUUUUAUUGUUGAUCGUGUGUGUGUUUGUGGUUAUUAGUUUGGAUAGGAUGUACAUCACCUCGUGCUCAGUUGGUGAAUUUGAUGUGUUUAAAUAUUUUUUUCAUUGUGGUUUAUAUUUCAAAUCUGUGUGUUCUGUGUUUUAUCAGGCUGCUGAUUGGUUCUGAAGUAGAUAGCAAAGUUCAGGUUGAACUUGAAGCCUCAAGAGGUGUCCUGAUCAUGGACGGCUAUAAACAGAUGACACAGAUUGGAAAGUCCACAGAAUCCAGAGUCACUGAUUGCCUCCAUGCAAGCAGACACAGGAGGAAGUACUGUUUAUCUUUAACGUCUCUGGAGGGAAGGACGUCAUUUCAGCUUGGAGCAUCACUGGCAGCAGACUAAUACGGCUUCAGAAUGCAGGGUCAACUCGACAUGGAGGGGGCCCUGACGGCCAGGGACCGAGUGGGAAUCCAGGACUUUGUCCUUCUGGAUGAAACCACAGAGGCAGCCUUUCUCACCAACUUAAAGAAACGCUUCAGCAAGGAUCUCAUCUAUACUUACGUUGGCACUUUAAUAGUGUCUGUCAAUCCCUACAAAGAGCUGGACAUCUACAAUAAGAAACAGAUGGAUACCUACAUGGGAGUCAACUUUUUUGAGCUUCCACCUCACAUCUACGCCUUGGCAGAUAAUGCCUACCACACUAUGCUGACAGAAUUCAACAAUCACUUCAUUCUCAUCUCUGGGGAGAGUGGAGCAGGGAAAACGGAAGCCUCCAAGAAGAUCCUGCAGUAUUAUGCUGUCAGUUGUCCCAGCACCACUCUACUAAACACUGUCAGAGACAAAAUGCUCAUGUCCAACCCUGUCCUGGAGGCUUUUGGGAAUGCCAAAACACUAAAAAAUGACAACUCAAGUCGGUUUGGGAAGUAUAUGGACAUUCAGUUUAAUAGCGAGGGGGAUGCUGUCGGAGGCCAUAUCCUGAACUACCUGCUGGAGAAGUCAAGGGUUGUGCAUCAGAAUCACGGUGAGAGAAACUUCCACAUCUUCUAUCAGCUGGUGGAGGGAGGAGCGGAUGACUUGCUGCGCCAGCUGGGCCUGGAGAGAGACGUCCAGCAUUACAACUAUCUAACGCAAGGAGAGUGUGCCAUUGUGUCUUCCAUUAAUGACAGAAAUGACUGGAAAACAGUCAAGAAUGCACUGCAAGUCAUCAACUUUGAUGAGAUUAACACUAAUCACUUGUUUGGGAUCGUUGCGAGUGUUCUCCACUUGGGCAACAUUCAGUUUGACUCUGACAGUAAAGGCCAUGCCCUCCUGAACAACAACACAGAGCUGCACUGGGUCUCAGAUCUACUAGGUGUGGAUGCCCAGAGUCUCCAAGAGGGAUUAACGUUCAGGAAGAUUGAAGCCAGAAAAGAUCAGGUCCUCACCCCAUUCACAAUUGAUCACGCCAUCUAUGCCAGAGACGCCCUGGCCAAAGCCAUCUACGGACAGACCUUCACAUGGCUGGUCAACAGGAUCAAUGAGUCCAUGGAGAACAAGGAUCCCUCACGGAAGACUGUCAUAGGGCUUUUGGACAUAUAUGGAUUUGAGGUUUUCUAUGUAAACAGCUUUGAGCAGUUCUGUAUAAACUACUGCAAUGAAAAGCUGCAGCAGCUUUUUAUCCAGCUGACACUGAAAGCUGAGCAGGACGAAUAUGAAGCAGAAAACAUUGAGUGGGAGCCAGUUCAGUUCUUCAACAACAAGAUCAUCUGUGACCUGGUUGAGGAGAAACACAGAGGAAUCAUAUCUAUACUGGAUGAGGAGUGUCUCAGGCCAGGAGAUGCUACAGAUCUCACCUUCCUGGAGAGACUGGAAGAUAAAAUGGGAAAUCACCCCCACUUUGUCACGCACAAACUGGCUGACAAAAUGACACGUAAGACUCUGGAGAGGGGAGAUUUCCGUCUCUUGCAUUAUGCUGGGGAGGUCACCUACUGCGUUGUGGGUUUCCUGGACAAAAAUAAUGACCUGUUGUAUAGAAACAUAAAAGAUCUGAUGUGUCAGUCUAAAAAUGCCAUAGUCAAAGAGUGCUUCUCCACCAUGGAUCCGGACAGCAGGAAAAGACCAGAAACAGUGGCGACCCACUUUAAGAGCAGCCUGCUAAAGCUGACAGAGAUCCUCAUGGCUAAAGAGGCCUGGUACAUACGUUGCCUGAAAUCUAAUGAGUCCAAGCAGCCAGGUCAGUUUGAUGAAGCACUGAUCAGGCACCAGGUGAAGUAUCUGGGUCUGAUGGAGCAUCUCAGAGUCAGACGAGCUGGUUUUGCUUACAGACGCAAAUUUGAUGUCUUCUUGAAGAGAUAUAAGCCCCUGUGUCCUGCCACCUGGCCACACUGGAGAGGUGAACCUGCUGACGGAGUGGAAGUGCUGGUUCAACAUCUGGGCUACUUGCCACAUGAGUACAAAAUGGGAAGAACAAAAAUAUUCAUCCGUCAUCCCAGGACACUUUAUGCCACAGAGGAUGCUUAUGAGAAAUGCAAACAUGAACUGGCAACACGACUCCAGGCCAAAUACAAAGGAUACAGAGCAAAGGGAGAAUUCAAAAAACAGAAAGAAGCCGCCACUAAGAUUGAAACUUGUUGGAGAGGAGUGCAGGCAAGGAAGGAGAAAGAGAAGAGAGCCUGGGCUGUAAAAGUCAUCAAGAAAUUUAUCAAAGGUUACAUGACCAGAGGACAAGCAAAAACCACGGACAACUCGGAGUACUUGGCCUUUGUGAGACAAAGUUACCUGAACAGACUUAAAGAAAAACUGCCAAAGACUGUUUUGGAUAAAACCACUUGGCUAACUCCACCAGUUGUGCUGCAAGAGACAUCAGAGAUCCUGCGUAAGCUUCACUACCGGCUUAUGGUACGAAAGUAUGUGAGAGGAAUCACACCUCAGAAGAAAGCGCAGCUACAACUGAAGGCUACUGCCAGCUCCAUCUUUAAAGGCCAAAAGGACAGUUAUCCACAAAGUGUCGCUCAACCUUUCGUGGACACCAGAAUCAGUGAACAAGAAGUAAACAUGAGGGUUCUCCAGAUGAUCCGCAAUGAGCAUAUUAAGUACAGCGUUCCAGUAAUUAAGUAUGACAGGAAUGGCUUCAAACCAAGACCCAGACAGCUCAUCCUCACCCAGACAGCUGCCUAUGUAAUAGAAGAAGCCAAGAUCAAACAGAGAGUCCUGUACACGUCUCUCAAAGGGAUUUCAGUCAGUAACUUGACUGAUGACAUCAUUGUGUUCCACAUAACAUGUGAGGACCCUAAACAAAAGGGGGACCUCGUAAUGCAGUGCAAUCACUUGUUUGAGUUUUUAACCAAACUUAGUGUCAUUGCUAAAAAACAAAAUGUGAUCCAAGUGGUUAAGGGCAGUAUCAAGAUUGAAAUCCAGGCAGGGAAAGAGAGUGCAGUGGACUUUACAACUGGGCAGGAACCAAUGGUUUACAAGGCCAAGAACGGACACCUCAUGGUGGUUGCCACCCGUGCAAGGACACGGUAACGUGUGGGGCAGAAGACACACAAGAAGCCCCUGCAUAUUUCAUCAGGAGACCCCUAAGGAGAGGAUCAACACGCCUACAGGCUGCAGUUGACCACAAGCCGCUGCACUUGAGAAACCCUGGAUGAGCUUAUUUAUUGGACAGAGUCACAUUUGUCACCCACACAUGAUAAUCAAAAGCACUUUUACACCUCAGAAUAUUAAACUGCAACAAGAUGCUGG